Molecule: messenger RNA, 1534 nt
Organism: Glycine soja
Lineage: Eukaryota; Viridiplantae; Streptophyta; Magnoliopsida; Fabales; Fabaceae
Exons: 8
Coding region: 267-1022 (251 amino acids)
Source: RefSeq, a predicted model, not a curated record
CAUGUAACGUUCAAAUUCUACGCCAAUCUCUGUCUCAUUCUCUUUCCUCUUUCCUUUUUCCUUAGAAGAAUCGAAAACGUCUUCAAAAAACCAAGCCAUUAUUAAUGGCUGUCGAUUCCUUCUUCCAGCUUUGAUGGAAAAGAAAGGUUGGAAAAGUCUCAACGAGAGUCAUGUGAGAAAGUGAAACCACACGAUUUUGGUUCUGGCUUGCAUUAAUUACUUUACAGUUUGGAAUUCAAGUUGAUUUGUGAGGAGUCUUACUUAAGAUGCAUGGAUUGAGCUCUAUGCUGUUCAGAUCCCGUAAGAAAGAACAUCAAAUUCGGGAGUUUGUGGACGGGAAUGGAAACGUAGCUGUCGGUUUGAAGUUGCAUAAUAAACCAAGUAAUGAUGGCCUUAACCGACAGUUUCCUCUAGAGAUUCCGCCGAUUCUAUUUGAAGAGACUUCACUUCCAGCAGGAUUGCACGGUUCACAUACUAAAGAUGUUUAUAGUAUUUCAGUGUUGCCUGAGGAAGAUGAAAAUGCAAAUUGCGCUUCACCACUACCUUUCUUGAGCAUCUUAGGGGUUCCUAAUCAAGUUAAAAGCCCAAUGUGCUUAGAUGAUCCCAUAAAUUGUCAAAACUGCAUUGAUUUUCAAAUGAAGAAUGCGGGUGUGUAUUCCCAGUGCAUAAUUGAUAUCCCUAGUGUCAAUGGAAACUCAGUUUCACCUGAAUCCUAUGAAGAGGCAGUUGAAGGUUUUAAAACUGGGAACUCACCAACAAGUGUACUGUGGAGAGAAUCAAGUUUCAAAGCGGGGAAACUUAUGCAGAGUCUGGUGAAUGUGAGCAAUCCAAGAGAUAAACCAGUCUCUGAGAAGCUACAUGAUUUACCGAGUAACAGAUGGAGAAAAUAUAAGCGUGCUGCCUCAUUUGAUUCCAGAAAAGUUGCUCUUCUGUUUUCAAUAUUGUCAAGUUUCGGAACAUUGGUAUUGAUAUAUCUGACAUUGAGAGUGAGGCAGAGGGCUGAUGGGUUUGCUCUUAUUUGAAGUUCCAAUCUUUGACACCUUCUGUUUUUAGAUUUCCGCUAUGUUUGUUUAAUUUAAGCUUUCCCCUUGAAUUGUAAUUGAGCUCCUUGUGGUGUUGAAGAUGGAAUCUAGGAAAUGUUACUUGGCACAAAAUAUAGUCGCGUUUGUCUUAAAACUCCCUAUGUUUAUUAAAUUAUCUGCCAAAAUCAUAUAUCAGUUCAAUCUAAUGAUUAAGCCGAGAGAGCCAAACUAAGACAUUAAAUGGAAAUGUACCAAACAAAGACGAUUAGAUGGAGUGAAGAUGCAGAAGGGAAUGAACGUUGUGGAGUGGUUGUGAUCAUAUUUUUGUAAUCCUUCAGAGUCAAUUAUGGAAGCCAUAAAGAUAGAAUAACUGAUCUCAUUGUGAGAAACCAAGAUUUUGUCUAAUACAAUUUGUAUCUAUGUUCAUAGUUCAAAAAGUUCUAGAACUUUGUCUGAAUCGAACAGAUCUAUAUUUGUUAUAUAAGCAGUUUUGACAGGUCGUGUUUCUGCAA